AUGACUCAAGUCUCCAUAGAGGCUGAAGCUGCGGACAGUGCCGAGGGGCGUCGGGGCUCUAAGCAGGACGCCAGACGACCGUCCCUCUAUAGCACCAUUGACGUGGUGCCACAACUAGACUUCUAUGCCAACACAACCUUCACCGGUCGCCAGCGGCGUAGUAGACCAUCCCUGGAGUUUCUCCGCAAGGCUUAUGAUGAUGGAGAUACUGCCAGUAAUGCUGAGGGCUCGGGAAACGAAAGUCUGCCUGGCAUCCCAGAAGUGGAGGGCGAUGUUGAUGGGGCAAGCACACACGGGGCGAAGAAGGCAAAACCACCAGUCCGCUUUGGCUGGGUUACCGGGGUCAUGAUCCGCUGUAUGCUUAACAUCUGGGGAGUCAUUCUUUUUCUUCGUUUGUCCAUAAUCACAUCUCGGGCAGGCAUCAUUCUCACCUGGGUCAUCAUCCUCCUGUCUGUCCUCAUAACCUCGGUGACAGCUCUCUCUGUGUCUGCCAUUUCCACCAAUGGGAGAGUAAAGUCAGGGGGCGCCUACUUCAUGAUCUCCCGAACACUGGGCCCAGAAAUGGGGGGACCCAUUGGGAUGGUCUUCUCCUUCGCCAACGCCCUGGCCUGUUCUCUGAACACUAUCGGGUUCGCUGAGACUGUCCGGGACCUUCUCAAAGAGUAUGAUGUCAUCAUGGUGGACGAGGUCAAUGAUGUGCGCAUAGUUGGCGUGAUCACAGUCACCCUGCUCCUCCUCAUCUCACUGGCUGGAAUGGAGUGGGAAGCUAAGACUCAGAUCCUAUUCUUCCUGGUCCUCAUGGUGACCUUCGCCAACUACUUUGCUGGCACAUUUCUUCCUCCCACACCUGAAAAACAAGCGCAAGGUUUCUUCAGCUAUCGCAGUAUGUGUGACAACCGAACGAACCCAUAGCAAUUUACACUGAUUUAAAUGUAUUUUCACUUUACCUUAAUUUACCUUAUUUUUUAUUGUUUUAGCUAUUA
Molecule: messenger RNA, 983 nt
Organism: Clupea harengus (Atlantic herring)
Lineage: Eukaryota; Metazoa; Chordata; Actinopteri; Clupeiformes; Clupeidae
Product: solute carrier family 12 member 3-like
Exons: 7
Coding region: 1-912 (303 amino acids)
Biological process (GO): potassium ion import across plasma membrane; chloride transmembrane transport; potassium ion homeostasis
Cellular component (GO): apical plasma membrane
Molecular function (GO): sodium:potassium:chloride symporter activity
Source: RefSeq, a predicted model, not a curated record